GCCAGCACCAUGACCAGCAUCAUACAUAAGAAUGAUGUUCACCAUGUUCGUCUCUUCCAGGUCUAUGCUCAGUUUUCCCUCUACGGCCUCUGCUACCAGACACUAUCAUAAUGGCCUUCAAACUACCCUUGUCUCAACCCUCACCCAGCGUACGCACCUUAGGACGCCGUGCCGCUAGAGCUCCAGUUCUUCGAGCUCGCGGUGUUGCGACCGUUCCUUUUCGUCUGCCAGAUGCUAGAAAUGAGCCCAACCUGGACUACACCAGGGGUUCUCCCGAAAGGGUAGAGGUCGAAAAAGUGCUAAAGCAGAUGAAGUCACAACUGCCGCUCAAGAGUCAGGCAUACGUCGGAGGCAAAGCGCUCUCGAUCUCCAACACAUUGCAACAGCCUCUGCCCGCCGAACAUGCCACUACCUUUACCAACUACCCUAGCGUGAAUGCUGCACAAGUAAAUGCGGCAAUUGAUGCAGCAUUGGAGGCAAAAGAAGCGUGGCAGAACACUCCCUUUGUCGACCGGGCUGCCAUUUUUCUCAAGGCUGCCGAGCUUGUCGCCGGCAAAUACCGAUACGAACUCAUCGCUGCUACGAUGCUGGGACAAGGCAAGAACAUCUGGCAGGGUGAGAUUGAUGCAGCUGCAGAGUUGGCCGACUUCUUCCGUCUGAACUGCAACUAUGCUGCUGAGCUGCUGGAGAAGCAGCCCGACCGCGGUACUGAGGGAAUGUGGACCCGUGUGGACUACAGACCCUUGGAAGGAUUCGUUUACGCCGUGUCGCCUUUCAACUUCACUGCUAUUGGCGGAAACCUAAUUAGCGGCCCAGCUCUUAUGGGCAAUGUCGUCGUCUGGAAGCCUUCCGAUUCGAACGUGUACGCGAGUGAGCUCGUCUACAAGAUCCUCCUGGAAGCUGGUCUGCCUCCCAAUGUUAUCCAGUUCGUUACCGGUGAUGCGCAAGAGAUUACACAGACAGUGCUCGGACGCAGGGAAUUUGGUGGUCUCAACUUUACCGGUUCAUCGGACGUCUUCCGUUCUCUGUACGCUCAGGUCGGCGAAAACAUUGGCAAGAAGGUCUACCGGGACUACCCUCGUCUGGUUGGCGAGACCAGUGGCAAGAACUUCCACUUGGUCCAUCCCACUGCCGAUAUUCAGAGUGCUGUCUACCACACUCUUCGUGGUGCUUUUGAGUACCAGGGACAAAAGUGCUCGGCCACGUCCCGACUGUACCUUCCUGAGUCUCGGGCACAGGAGUUCUUGGAGAAGUUGAAGUCCGAGAUCAACGAGAUCACGAUUGGUUCUCCCGAGGACAUGGGAGCUUUCAUGGGCCCUGUCAUCCACAAAGCAUCUUUCGAGAAGAUCAAGUCGGUCAUCGAUGCCAGCAACAAGGAUCCAUCCUUGGAGUUGAUUGCCGGUGGUACCUACGACGGCUCGAAGGGAUACUACGUGCACCCUACUGUUUACCGGGCCAAGGAUCCCAACCAUGAGCUGUUUGACAAGGAAAUCUUCGGUCCAGUUCUCGCAGUCUAUGUCUACCCUGAUGCCGAGUGGUCUUCGGUUUUGAAGACAGUCGACCAGAGUGGCGGUGGAUUUGCUCUGACUGGAGCUGUAUUCGCAGGCGAUCGGCGUGCCAUUCGCGAGGCUGAGGAUACGUUGCGUUACUCUGCUGGAAACUUCUACAUCAACUGCAAGACUACUGCUGCCCUGAUCGGACAACAGUCAUUCGGUGGAAGUCGCUCUAGUGGAACCAACGACAAGGCUGGCAGUGCCAAUGUCCUCAUGAGAUUCGCCAGUCCUAGAACUAUCAAGGAGGAAUUCUUCCCCUUGAACGGCUUCCGGUACCCCAGCAACGAGUAA
This is a messenger RNA of Aspergillus vadensis CBS 113365, 1844 nucleotides long. Its product is annotated as L-glutamate gamma-semialdehyde dehydrogenase. The coding region runs from base 111 to 1844 and encodes 577 amino acids. Gene Ontology annotation, cellular component: mitochondrial matrix. Lineage: Eukaryota; Fungi; Ascomycota; Eurotiomycetes; Eurotiales; Aspergillaceae. The record is from RefSeq and is a predicted model, not a curated record. Gene Ontology annotation, molecular function: L-glutamate gamma-semialdehyde dehydrogenase (NAD+) activity. The transcript is spliced from 4 exons.